This is a messenger RNA of Polyodon spathula (Mississippi paddlefish), 1231 nucleotides long. RefSeq lists its product as uncharacterized. The transcript is spliced from 2 exons. The record is from RefSeq and is a predicted model, not a curated record. Bases 124 to 933 code for a protein of 269 amino acids. NCBI's taxonomy places the organism in Eukaryota, Metazoa, Chordata, Actinopteri, Acipenseriformes, Polyodontidae.
GCAUGUAACAAAAUAGCUAGGAGAUGAGCUUCAUCAAGUUCUGCCAUAUGUGUUCUUCAUCAUCAUAAUAAGUAAUAACAUGUAAAAUUUGCAUUAUUCAUACCUGUAUUCCAGUAAUCGACAAUGGACAGAGUUCUUCAGAGGGUGACGGGGUCCAAGGAGCUUCUGCUGAAGCCCUCCCCCGAAGCUGCCAGUGUCUCAGCCGCCAUUAAGACAGGCACUGUCCGUUUCACAGUCAGGACGGCAGAAGAGGUCCGGAGGAAUGCGGUGGCCCACGUCGUGUCGGAGGGAGCCGACCCCGGGAACACCAUGCUGGUACUCGCCCAGAGUACCAUGCAGUUCGGUAAGUACCGGGGUCAAACCUUCCGGUGGCUCCUGGGCAACGACGUGGGCUACGCCGUGUCUCUGGUGGCCAGUCACCAGAGGGAGCGGGAGGGAGACAGCUCCACGUCACCCCUCAUGGCCAACAAGGAUGCACUUACCAGCUACACCUGUGCUUUGCCUGACUUUGCCUCGGCUGUCAGGGACCGGAGAGCACAGGACGUAGCCCGGCUGCGCUCCUCCCAGCCUGGUCAGGAGGACCUGCGCCUUGUGGCCUUCGGAGUGCUCAAGGACGUCACCUGGAGGGACCUGUACGAGGCUAUGGACAAGGAGAGGAGAGGGUACGUCAAAUGGAUCCGACGGCAGACACCCCGACCUGGAACGCAGAUGGAGGCGCUCCAGAAAUACUUUCUGCGGCGAGACCAGGAGGCCCAGCCGCAGGCCCAGGCCCAGACCCUGACCCUGACCCUUCUCGCACGACCUGGGACCUCAGCGCCAUCCCCGACUCCUGUGCUCUCGUCGCCGCCACCACUGAGUGCCCGCCAUCUGCGUUCGGACACGCUGGAGGUCGGGCCUCCUGCACCUUCAGCUCGAGGAAAGUAUAAUGCUUAAUUUGCUGUACACCAAGACCGGGCAGCUCACGAAGGAAGACGUGACGCUGCCGGUCUACCGCUGCGCGCACGGGUCCACUUCCUUGGAGUCUUUCCAUCUUCACCUCAACCGCUUCAUCCCAGGUAUCCCAGGACCAACAACAAGCAAAGUGUAUCGUGUCCUUUUGGCGGUCGUGUCGUGGGAGCCCAUUCGGAGUGUGUUUUCAUUACCAGAGUGUCCAUUUUUCUUGUGUUUUUCAGGUACCAGUGCAAGCGCCAUGCACUUUCAGGCGUACCUGCUGGAGGGGCUGGUGAGGUGG